Messenger RNA from Morone saxatilis (striped sea-bass), 2180 nucleotides. It is a transcript of the gene klf4, whose product is annotated as Kruppel-like factor 4. Gene Ontology annotation, biological process: regulation of transcription by RNA polymerase II. Gene Ontology annotation, molecular function: RNA polymerase II cis-regulatory region sequence-specific DNA binding; DNA-binding transcription factor activity, RNA polymerase II-specific. Bases 1 to 1305 code for a protein of 434 amino acids. NCBI's taxonomy places the organism in Eukaryota, Metazoa, Chordata, Actinopteri, Moronidae. The transcript is spliced from 4 exons. The record is from RefSeq and is a predicted model, not a curated record.
AUGCCUGACGACUCCUCUCCAGCCAAGCUCAAGCUCCAUUCUAUCCCUCCCUUCCUGAGUGCAUCCUGUGAUGUAGUGAAAAGAUGGAAGGAGGAGUUGUCCCUUCUUAAGAGACCCAGUGUGCCAACCGGAAGCAGCUGUUCUGACCCAGACCAUCCCACUGCCACCAGCACAACAAGCCCCAGCAUGUCCAAAAAACACAACGAGCCAGACCUGGACUUGGACUACGACUUCAUUCUCUCUAACUCCAUUCUGCAGCAGCAGCAACAGCAGCAACAGCAACAACAGCAGGAGGAGGCCAUGGCAUGCAGCUCUGCCCAGGCCCUGUCUCCUUCCCCGGGCUCUUUCUCCUCAUCUUACCCUCUCCCCUCCCCUCAGGGCACUGCCAGCGAGCUGCUCUAUACCAUCCCAGAUAUCAGUGACGUCUCGCCCUCUGGAGGCUUUGUGGCAGAGCUCAUGAGGCCCGAGUUGGACCCGGCGUACCUCCACCCCACCAGCCUCCACGGCAAGUUCGUGGUCAAGACAACAAUGGACAUGGGAGAAUACAGCCAAGGCGUGAGCGUAAGCAAGGCCUGCGUUAACGCAGCGUCAGACCCUACUCCUUCACGUGCCUCACCUUCCUUUACAUGCCACAGGAUAAAGCAGGAGAACCCCAGUAACUGCACCAUCUCGCAGCCCAUCGACCUACACCUGACUGGGGUGAACUCCCAGGGCCGAGGGAGCCAGCAACAGCGCCCCGGCCACUUAGACCUACACGGCUUUCCUGGUGGAGGGAGGCCCAUGACAGGCGGCAGGUUAUCGUCGUCCUCCUCCCUCUCCCCGGACCAUCCUCUGAGCCGGGAGCACCAGGUCCUGGGGCAUCCCCACUCUCAGAUCACUCUACCUCCCCAGGGAUACCACCAUACCUCCCCGCAGGGCUACUCCUCCUACCCUCAGCCAUCCUCCAUGCAGUACCAAGAGCCCCUCAUGAUCUCCAGUGGGGACUGCUUGCCGGAAGAACCAAAGCCUAAACGUGGUCGGCGCUCCUGGCCGAGAAAGAGAGUUGCCACACACACGUGUGACUAUGUUGGCUGUGGGAAAACUUACACAAAGAGCUCCCACCUCAAAGCACAUCACCGCACGCACACAGGGGAGAAGCCUUACCACUGUGACUGGGAGGGCUGCGGUUGGAAGUUUGCACGUUCGGACGAGCUCACACGCCACUACAGGAAACACACAGGGCACCGGCCAUUUCAGUGUCAGAAAUGUGACCGGGCCUUUUCGAGGUCAGACCACCUUGCUCUCCAUAUGAAGAGACACUUAUGAGACUUAAGGCGAUGGAAUGAAGGCUCCAGGCAAAAGAUGUUAGUGGAACCCUGAACAAACUUUUUUUAAAACCAUAAUUUGCCUUCAGGCCGUUGUCAAGCAACAAGACAAGCUGUGGUGUUCAUGGCAGAAAAAGAGCAUUACUCCCUCAAGAGCCUAGAAUAUCUCUCGAGGCCGAUCCCGUCUUCGCACAUUGUGCAGGUGACUUGACAAGACCUCUCAGUCAGGGUUGUAAACUUUUAUGAAAGGGACCAAACUGGAAUUUGUCUUAUUUAACCGACAAAACUUGGAGGACCAGGUGCCAACAGCUUUUAACUGGAAAUGUAUUUCUGUCAGGGAAACCAGGAGCAACAGACAAACAUCUCCAGAGGAUUUCUACCAGCAACAUGCCAAUAUAGGCUCUGUUAACAACUACACACUGUUCAAAAUACUGUAUUAAUAAAUACAUUUAUAUUUAUAUACACAUUUCACCUGCAAUGCCAUUAAAUUCAGGUACAAUGUUAAUUUAUACAGAAUGGUGCUCAGUGACUUUGAAGAAGGUUUUUUUUUUUUUGUUUAAGAAAAGGUACCAAAGAUUAAGGGAAACAUACAAAAGGGUGAAAACUAUGGAAAAGUGCCAUUUGGUUGUUUGUGUGAAACCUCUCUUCCACAAUUGGACUUAAAUCAGGUGAACACUUCACUUAUAAGUGGUGAUGGCAAUCUUCGAUGCACUGCAGCUGCAAAGUGCAAUAAUUUAUAUGAGACAUUCAUAUUUUUGUAUUGAAUGAGUGAACUCUGAACAAAGAUUUUUUUGUUUAUAGCCAAAAUAUGUAAUAUAAUCUGAAAUUUUGUACAUUUGUGAAUAAAAAUGCUUUGUUAUUGUUUUGUAUUUUACA